AUGGGAUUUUUCAACUUCGACACGGGGAGCGUCCUCUCCGCCCGCUCCUCCCACUCGCGCCGCGUCUCCAAGAAGCACCACAGCAGCAGCAGCAACAAGCACCGCUCCCGCUCUCGCUCCUCGUCGCGCUCCCGCAAGCGCCACCACGGCAGCAACAGCAGCCCCGGCAUCGCCGCCUCCAUCUUCGGCGCCGGCACCGCCGACAGCCACAAGCACAACUCGUCGCGCUCCUCCUUCUUCGGCAUCCCCAAUGCCUCGCGCUCUUCCUUCUUCGGCCUCGGAGGCCGUCCCUCGUACUACAAGCGCUCUCCCCGCAGCGGCUUCGUCCAGAAGACGCUCAAGCAGGUCAAGCGCCUCUGGCGCGACCUCGUCUACUACGCCAAGAAGCACCCCUACAAGGUCUUCGCCCUCGUCAUCAUGCCCCUCAUCACCGGCGGCUUCCUUACCGCUCUGCUCGCCCGCUUCGGCCUGCGCCUGCCCCCCGGCAUCGAGCGCAUGAUCGGCAUCGGCGCCAAGGCCGCCUCGGGCGACUCCCUCGGCCUCGUCGGCGAGGCCGUCCGCAUGGCCAGCGGCGGCGGCGGGCUCAGCGGCGGGUUCCGUGGCGCCGGCGGCGGCGCCGGCAGCAGUCGCGCCCAUGUCGAGCGCGGCUACGACGGGGACUACGCGUGGGAGAGGAGGAGCGUAGAGCGCGAUAGCGGCGGCGGCGGCGGCGGCUGGACUGACGGCCUCAUGAACGGCGUCGCCAAGAUGUUCAUCUGA
This is a messenger RNA of Colletotrichum navitas, 759 nucleotides long. RefSeq lists its product as uncharacterized. The coding region runs from base 1 to 759 and encodes 252 amino acids. The record is from RefSeq and is a predicted model, not a curated record. The transcript is spliced from 2 exons. NCBI's taxonomy places the organism in Eukaryota, Fungi, Ascomycota, Sordariomycetes, Glomerellales, Glomerellaceae.